GGAGUGAAAAAUAGAAAGGAUUUGAUUGGUUAAUAGCAUUUGAGCGGUAUAUGCGAAAAAAAAUUGCGCCAAACAGCACACACUCAACAACACGUCGGAACCAAAGAUGUUAGGAUUCGGUGAUUUCGACACUGAAAAUGUUGAUCCUCAAGUUAGAACUCCGAAAAAGAAGAGGAGUAAAAGAAUACCGACUAUUGUUGUUGAGGGAAACAUUGGAAGUGGAAAAUCAACGUUUUUACAGUAUUUCCAAAACUUUUCAAACGUAAUUGAGAUGGUUCCUGAACCAGUGCACAAAUGGAAAGAUGUUGAUGGAUACAAUACAUUGGAUAUGAUGUAUAAAGAUGCCUCUAGAUGGAGCCUGGCCUUCCAGUCUUAUGUACAGCUAACCAUGGCAGAGGGCCAUAAGCACAAGGCAAAAAACGCCAAACUCAAAAUGAUGGAAAGAUCAAUCUUCAGUGCAAGAAACUGUUUUGUUGAGAACCUGUACCAGAGUAAGCUGAUGCCGGAAGUAGACUAUGCAGUGUUAUCAGAGUUCUAUGAUUUCAUUUUGCAACAAGAAAACACGAAGAUUGAUAUCAUUGUGUAUUUGAGAGCUGAUCCUUUGACAUGUCAACAAAGAAUAAAGAAAAGAGAUCGUAUGGAAGAAAAAUCUGUUCCCAUUGAGUACCUUCAAUCACUUCAUGAUCUCCAUGAAAACUGGCUGACACACCAGACCAAAUUCAAAACUCCAGCUCCUGUUUAUGUAUUAGACAUGGCAGACCAAUCCCAGCAGGCAGGUGCACAGAAUCAGCAAUCUAGUGCAACCCCACCUCAGCCCGUACAGCAGCAAGGAAGCAACCAACAGCAAACAAACACACAACAACAACAACAAACAGUGGCACCAAUUCAACAGCAACCAGCACAGCAACAGCACACAGCCCAGCAACAGCAGGUGCAGCCACAGCAAGCAACACUACAGCAAGUUCAACAACAGCAGGCCGCUCACUCAGCUUUACAGCAACAGCACCAGCAACAACACCAGCAAUCAGCGGUUACAAAUGCGAUCAACAUCACGCCACAGAAUGCUGCUGCCAUAUUUUCUGCUAACAAUUCCAUGAUGACAGUCUCCAACCCAAUGGUUGCAAAUGCCAUGACAGCUAAUGCUCUGGCGGGGAAUGCAAUGGCAGGGGCUACACUACAGGGUGGGAUACCAUCCCAGGGCAUUAAUGCCAAUGCCAUGACUGUCAAUGCUGCUAACUUGAGAAGUGCCAUACCACAGGUGCAAGUCAUCCCUCAAAUGCAGGGCACACCUUACAUGCAAUACCCCUUCAACCAACAGCAAAUCAUGCUACAGAAUGCUGCUGCAAUGCAGGCCAUGCAAGCAAAUGCAAUGAAUAUGAACAUCAGUCCGCAGUUAAACAUGGCAAAUAUGAACAUGGCUGCCAUGAUGCAGCAACAGAGAAUGGGGGUCAAUGCUGGGCUUAUGUCACCAGGUCCAGCCACAGGCUCUCAGAAUUCAGGAAUAACAUUUACCCCAUUGCAAGCCCAGGUUUCUGCAACUGUCACUUCUACAACCAAUGCGAAAGCUCUGUCUGUCAGUAAAGGGCAGACAACUCCCAGCACUCCCACACAGCAGGCCUCUGCUACAGCUCUUAUUGGAGGCAAGCCAAUCAUGCCCACUCAGCCCAACAUUGCAGCACAGCCACUUGUUCUUAGUGUUUUGCCAAAUCAAUUGACAAGUUCUGGAGGAUUUGUCGGUUCCAAAGGACAGUCUAUCGCUCUGAGUCAAGGUACCCCAGCACAACUCAUCAGUACACAGGCUCCUAUACGAUUCAGCCAGCCACAGCUUGUGUCCAGUACAGGCCAGAUAAACAUCCAGUCUCAGCCCAUUAUGACAAACCAGUCCAUUCUACAAGCCAUGGCUACACAACUUCAGCAUGGGGCCAUUCCAUUGGGCCAUCAGCCUUUACAGCUAUCAGCAUCUGGCCAAUCACCAACCAUUUUACCUGGACAACCGGUUUAUAUCAGGACGACCCAGAUUCAGGGACAACAAGGUGUACUGGCAGCCCAGGGGGUACAGAUUGUGGGGACCCCUGUUAAAAACUCCUCGCAAAAUAAUGUUGCAGGGGUCCAGAUCAACAAACAGACCAAUCAGGGUCAGUCUGUUUACCCAAUCAAAGCGGUCACUGCCCGAGUCAAUCCCACCACUGUCAGCAAGCCUAAGACUGCAGCGGUGUCAGGUGCACCUAAAAACCCAAAAGGACGACCUAGAACUGUCAACAGGAUUGUAGGUGCCAUGACAGCUUCAGCUUCAACCAAUACUGUAGCUUCAGCACUAUCCCAGUCUAAAGCAGCCAGUCAGUCAAAACCUGCCACCCCUACACCAAAUUCAUUGACUGUUCCCAGUCAGAACCAAAGCAAGUCUGACAGUGAAAUGGAAUCUACCAAAAAAACUGCUGUUGGAGAAAAAACAGAGAAGAUCAGUCCGGUCAAAGCAAUUAAGCAAGAAAAGGCCUCAGGUGGUGUUACAGCUAAGUUGUCUGCCACUGAAAAGAUGGAUGUUGCAGAGCUGAAGAUAGAGAAUGGAAAACAAGAGACUCCCUCAGUGGUAGAGAAACAGAAAGCCAUUGUAAAGCCUCACAUCCUGACCCAUGUCAUAGAGGGCUUUGUCAUACAGGAGGGGCCAGAACCCUUCCCUGUCCAAAGAUCUUCACUGCUGACAGAGUUUAUCCCACCAAAGGCCAGUCAGGGACUAGAUAGAGUGGAUGAAGACUCGGACAUGGAGAGUGCUGGUCCCUCAGAGGUUGUGCCAAAGAAGGAAGUCACAGAACCGGAGUUUUUCUCUAAAUGUGAAUUCUGUGGAACAGAGGAGCAGGCUUCUAGAUUCAAGAGAUCAAAGAGAUUCUGUACCAUGGCAUGUGCUAAGCGGUACAACAGAGCACACAGAACCUCCGUGUUCAAAACCAGAGGAAAACAUAUGGGCAUUGGAAGAGGAAUGAUAAUGAAGAAAGGCUCGCCUAUCAACUUGAAGAAAGGCCUUAAAGGUCCAGGAAGAGGAGGAAAGCUGCCUUAUGGUGAAAACCGAGAAUUUUCUGGAGGUGAUAAUGAGGACACUGAGCCGAUGGAGGAGGGAGAACCUCACAGUACCUCCAACACCUCAACCUCCAAUGAUAGCUCUUCUGCCCCUGAGUCUCCGGCCACUCUCGGGGAUCCAGCUGAUAAUGCUAUGGAGUCUGACACCCCCAUCACCCACCCUGGAAAGUGGACGGUUACAGAGGUAUAUGAAUUCAUCAAGUCUAUGCCAGGCUGUUCCCCCUAUGCCGAUGAGUUCAAGUCACAGGAGAUUGAUGGACAAGCUCUGAUGCUGCUGAAAGAGGACCACUUAAUGACCACCAUGAACAUGAAACUCGGGCCUGCUCUCAAAAUCUGUGCAAAAAUUAACGCUUUCAGGGGGGAUCUUAGUUAGAGGUGCAGCGUAAAAAAUUGUUUGGACAUUUGUAUGGACUUUUUAAAAUCAAAGAAAGGUUUUAUUUAUAGUCAGAUUUUUUAAUACCAUGACAUCAGAUCUUAACUGGGUUUUUUAUCUUCAAGACAAAUCCACCUAAACACCUGUUAUCUUUUGGUUGCUGAUUGUGUAUAACUUUUGUCUGAAAGCAUGUUAUUGUUUUUAUCAUUGACAAAUGUGUGAUGUUUCUUUGUGUGUAUACUACAUGCCAAUAUUUACUACAUGCCAAUAUUUACUACAUGCCAGUAUUUACAUGUACUGUGAAUACCGGUACAUGACCUACGUUUAUUCAUUUACUGGUAUUUACCAUGUAAACGACUUUAAUCAUGAACAGUUAAUCAGUAAACAAUAUGAAAAUGUUAGCUUUUAAUGAUCUCAAUCUGACAUAUCUUAGAGUCAAUCAUAUUAAAACUGGGCAUGUGUUUCUAGAACUCAACUAAUGUUUAUGCUUGUAGUCAAAUUGGUGCAGACUAAUAUUUGAAAUGUUUUACGAAGUAAAUGUACAAUUUAUAAAUAGAUUUUUUAAGGAUGCUGCCUGGAUUGCCAUUUCUUUAUAAACACACAUACAAAGAUUAAGAUUUUUUUAUGGUGCUUUUUUAUAUUUUAGCUUUAUAGGUCACAAUUUAAUUAUGUUAUCAUGUGAUGAACUCUUUUGUUUCAGAAGGUUUUUAAAAGUUUUUUGAACUUUGAGUCUGUGUUGUUAUGGUAUUUAAAUAUUGUGGUUUAAACAUUUUUGUAAAGAACUUAAAUGCUGUAUUUAAAACACCAGAAUGGAAACUACAUGUUUUGAAUUUUCUCCCAACUCUUCACUUGGUUCAUUCUAUAUCCAAAUUAAAGGAUUAAACAAAU
Messenger RNA from Magallana angulata, 4333 nucleotides. RefSeq names its product polyhomeotic-like protein 2. The record is from RefSeq and is a predicted model, not a curated record. Gene Ontology annotation, molecular function: deoxynucleoside kinase activity; protein binding; zinc ion binding. Bases 107 to 3445 code for a protein of 1112 amino acids. NCBI's taxonomy places the organism in Eukaryota, Metazoa, Mollusca, Bivalvia, Ostreida, Ostreidae. The transcript has 24 exons. Gene Ontology annotation, cellular component: nucleus; PRC1 complex; cytoplasm.